Effrenium voratum is the source of this 984-nucleotide messenger RNA. The record is from the annotation of a GenBank genome assembly. NCBI's taxonomy places the organism in Eukaryota, Dinophyceae, Suessiales, Symbiodiniaceae.
AUGGCUGCCGCCUUGGCACUGCUGGCACUAUGGAGGAUCGCGCUGGUAGCAGAGGCUGGAGAUGACCCGCUGAAGACUUGGCUCUACUCCCUCCAGCUUCAUUUCCCAGACUCUGAUGACAAGUCUACGGAAGAGGGUGGCACUACACAGAUCACGACUCACGACGUGGAGUGCCACAACGUGAAGUUUGACCGGAUUCGAACAUCGGAGGGCUAUCUCCUCGGAGAUCCCGGGCUUGAUGUUUACGUCUCUGGACUCCAGCUGGAGUGCAGCGGCAAGUGGAAGACGACCGGUACAGUGAGCUGGUUGGUGGUAGGCGAUGGCACCAUCACUGCAAAGCUCAAGGGCGACAAUGGGGCAAGGUUCAAAGCGGAGGUCAAGCGCCACUGGGGCCCCAUUGGCUGGAUCAAAAAUGCCCGCUGCGACAUGGAGCUGCAUUUCGACGUGUCCUUGGCCGGGGGCUUGGCCGUGAUGGUGGCCAAUGUCAUCCAGCGGAUGUUCUCCCCCUAUGUGAGCUCGUAUUUGGAGACGCAGAUUCAGACGAAGGCCUGCGCAGCCUUUGAUGAGCUCUUGAAGGAGAAGCUUCACAAGCCCAUCAAGUUCUUGAACAACCUCUUCUACCCACCGUAUUCGAGGUCACCCUUGUUUGCUUUCUCUGCCUCCUUGUCCAUGCUGGCGGCCUGUCGGGCCGCUGUCGUCAAGGUCUAUUUGGAUAGCAUCAAUCACGGCCUGGACCUGCGCCGCGCGCAUGGUAUAGAAAAGGGCUACAUGUCUUUGGCGAGAAGCUUGUGGGAGAUGUACCUGGACUUUAAGCGCGAGCAGAAGGAGCUCGGUGUGGGCCACUAUGAGGACAAGCGCUACGCUGAUUUUGUGGAAGCGCGGGAUUGGAACCAAGCUUUCAACGUGCCUCACGUGAAGUUUCGUACCUUCAGGCAGACAUGGUUCCUGAACCACCAGCACGGCAAAGAACCUGAGCCCUGGUGA